Messenger RNA from Anisakis simplex (herring worm), 798 nucleotides. The record is from the annotation of a GenBank genome assembly. Lineage: Eukaryota; Metazoa; Nematoda; Chromadorea; Rhabditida; Anisakidae.
AAAUGGGACAAACUGCUAUCGUGGACUUCGCUUGUGGUCAAUGUGCUGAUGUUGCUCGGCAAAAGUAUAGCAUCUUACUUAUCGGGAUCACUAUCGAUUAUCAGUACGCUGAUUGAUAGUGUGAUGGAUAUCACAAGUGGAACGGUUGUAUUGGAACCAUUGACCAUUCUGAUUGUCUCGGUCAUUAUGGUUAUGGCUAAUCUUUUCAUGAUUGGUGAAUCGAUGAUUUCCAUAAUUGAUAAUACGGUGGGUGUUAUGAUGAAUAUUGAAACGAUAUCGAUUAUCGCAUUCGGUACACUUCUGAAAUUGAUUUUGUACGUCGCAUGUCGAAGGCAUCCAUCACCGAACACUCGAAUUCUAGCGUUUGAUCAAUGCAGUGAUAUUAUUACUAAUGCUGUUGCCAUUGUUGCGGCAUACGUUAGCAGCAAAUACUGGCUUUAUGCGGAUCCUUUAGGUGCAUUCGUUAUAUGCAGUUUGAUAGCGUUUGGAUGGGUGAAAAAUGCGCGUCAACAGAUUCCACUGCUAAUCGGAAAGACGGCAAAGCCGGAAUAUAUGAAUCGAAUCACGAAAAUUGCAAUCGAACAUGAUGAACGCAUUAAAUUUAUCGAUACACUUUACGUGUAUCAUCUCGGCUCGAAAUUUUUGGUUGAGUUGCAUGUGGUAAUGGAUCGUGACUUAUCCCUUCAGCAAGCGCACGAUAUCUCAGAACCGUUACAAUUGAAACUUGAGCGAUUGCCGUAUGUCGAACGAGCGUUCGUCCAUUGUGAUUACAAUUUUGAUCCCGCAGAGCACAUCUGA